AUGCACAAACUUAUCUGCUCUGUUCAAACUUACGACUGGGGUAAGCCAGGUAAUCGAAGUACUGUAGCAGCACUGGUUAAAAAAGGUCAUCAUGCUAGCUACGUGGAUGACGACAAACCAUAUGCAGAGUUCUGGAUGGGAGUACAUAAAAAUGGACCUGCAAAACUCGAAGAUUCAUCUGAGGAUCUCUCAACUUACAUAAAGAAUCAUCCGGAAUCAGUUGGAAAACAUGAGCAAGGUACUCUACAGUUCCUCUUCAAGGUUCUAUCUGUUGAGAAAGCCUUGUCCGUCCAGAGCCAUCCGACAAAGGAAGAAGCAGUUUUGCUGCAUGCGAAAGAUCCAGCCCAUUAUCCGGACCCAAAUCAUAAACCGGAGAUGGCCAUCGCUCUCACGGAUUUCGAGCUUUUGUGUGGCUUCCGGCCACCUCGAGAAAUUCAUGACAAUCUGAAAGGUUGUCCCGAAAUCUUGGGACUAAUCGACAAUUGCGAAGACUUGACGAAGCUCUUAGACAGUAACGAAACGGUGGCUAGGCAAACACUGAAAAACGUCUUCACAAAAGUUUGGUCAUCUCCGCCGGAAGCUAUCGCCAAAGCUGUGCAGGCAUUUGUGGCUCGCAUCAAGAAAAACUCAGGAAGUGAGCUCGCCGAGCUUAUCAUUAGACUGGACAGUGCCUACCCUGGAGGUGAUGUUGGUGUAUUCGCUCCUCUCCUGUUGAACUACUUCACACUGAAACCUGGACAGGCGACAUUUCUUGGGCCAAAUCAGCCGCAUGCAUACUUAUCUGGAGACUGUAUCGAAUGCAUGGCGUGCUCCGACAAUACGAUCCGUGCUGGACUGACGCCGAAAUUCAAGGAUAUUGGGACAUUAUGCGCCAAUUUGACGUACGCAAUGAGUGGGCCGCCUAUAUUUCCUCACAAGGAUCUAGCACCAGGCGUCACACUUUAUGCGCCUCCGGUACCGGAGUUUGCCGUGCAAGCUGUUAAGGAGUACCUGACCCGCGGUGACACGAUUGAGUGA
Messenger RNA from Cooperia oncophora, 1017 nucleotides. Lineage: Eukaryota; Metazoa; Nematoda; Chromadorea; Rhabditida; Trichostrongylidae. The record is from the annotation of a GenBank genome assembly.